AUGGAGAAAUUAGCGUUUGCCCUGGUCGUCUCAGCGAGAAAGUUACGACCCUACUUCCAGGCACAUUCUAUCAUCGUGCUUACUGACCAGCCUCUAAGGCAGAUUUUGGGGAAGCCAGAGCUCUCAGGGAGAAUGUUGAAGUGGUCAAUGGAGUUAACAGCAUUCGACCUAGAGUAUCGACCUCGGUCAGCUAUUAAGGCCCAGGCCUUAGCUGAUUUCAUCGCCGAAGGAUUUGGGCUUGGUGGACCUCUAGAAGACAGCCUAGGACCAUGGAUGUUGGCAGUGGAUGGCAGCUCAAACUCUGGGGGCGGAGGAGCUGGGCUAAUGAUAAAGAGCCCAGAGGGUCAGUCCUGGUUAUACGCUCUGCAUUUUUACUUUUGGAUGUCUACAAAUGAGGCAGAGUACGAGGCCCUCAUAGCUGGGUUGAGGCUCGCAGCACAGCUUGGGGCAAAGCAUCUCAACAUACAAUCUGAUUCUAACCUUGUUGUUCAGCAGGUGAAGGGAGAAUACGAGGCUAGGGAGGACCACAUGUCCAAAUAUUUGAUUUUCGUUCAGGAACUGAUGAAUCGUUUUCAAUCUGUAAGGAUUGAGCAUGUGCCUCGAUCCCAGAAUAUGGAAGCAGACACUUUGUCCCGGAUCGCAUCGGCCUCUUUUCCAACCAAUUCUAGACAGAUUCUUAUCGAGACAUUACCUCAAAGAAGCAUUGAUGAGAUGGUGGAGCAGCUAUGUCUCGAUCUAGAGCCAAGUUGGAUGGACCCUUUUGUUAGUUAUUUGAAGGAUGGAAAGCUACCAGAGAGUGACUUAGAGGCCCGGGAGCUAAAAAGGAGGGCCCAAAAAUUUAUACUAAUCAACGAAGAGUUGUACAAGAGAUCCUUCACUCAACCACUCUUGAAGUGCGUCAAGCCACGUGAGGCUGACUAUGUUUUAAGAGAGAUCCAUGAGAGAAUAUGUGGGAGUCACAUAGGAGCCCGAACGCUUUAUCAGAAAGCCCUUCGACAAGGGUACUACUGGCCGACUAUGGUGUCUGAUGCAGAGCAGUUGGUCAAGAAAUGUGAAAGAUGCCAACGGGUCUCCAACCUAAUUCAUGUUCCUAGCGCCAUGCUCACCCACCUGGUUCAGCCGUGCCCUUUCGCCCAAUGGGGGAUUGAUAUUCUGGGUCCAUUCCUGCCUGCCACAGAUCGGACGAUCAAGGAAUGGUGUCAAGAAUUGGGGAUCAAGCAGCACUUCACCUCAGUAGCUCAUCCACAGGCUAACGGACAGAUUGAGCUUGCUAAUAGGACUAUGCUCCAUGGAUUAAAAGCCCGGGUGGACAAGGCAGAUGGAAGUUGGGUGGACGAGUUACCGAGCAUCCUUUGGUCUUAUCAGACCACGAGGAGGGGGUCCACCGGAGAAACCCCAUUCAAUUUAUGUUACGGCUCAGAGGCCCUUAUUCCGGUAGAGAUCGGGAUCCCAACUUUUAGGAUGGAGCAUUUUGAUCCAGAAUCCAAUGAACAAGCCUUGAGGAAUAAUUUAGAUACAGUGGAGGAGCUUCGGGACGAAGCAAGGGUCCGCCAAGCGGUUUAUAAUCAGCGAAUUGAGAGGUACUAUAAUCGAAGGGUGAAAGCUCGAAGUUUUCUACCUGGCGAUCUGGUCCUUCGACGAGCGAGUGUGAGCAAUCCCCGAGACUCCAACAAGUUGUCGCCGACUUGGGAAGGCCCCUAUCAGGUUACCGAGACCCUCAGCCCAGGGGCAUACCGGCUUGGAACUAUGGACGACACUCCAAUAAAGAAUGCGUGGAAUAUUUAG
Diospyros lotus (date-plum) is the source of this 1785-nucleotide messenger RNA. RefSeq lists its product as uncharacterized. Bases 1 to 1785 code for a protein of 594 amino acids. The transcript has 2 exons. Gene Ontology annotation, molecular function: nucleic acid binding; RNA-DNA hybrid ribonuclease activity. The record is from RefSeq and is a predicted model, not a curated record. NCBI's taxonomy places the organism in Eukaryota, Viridiplantae, Streptophyta, Magnoliopsida, Ericales, Ebenaceae. Gene Ontology annotation, biological process: DNA integration.